AAUGCGUUUAGACAUCUUUGAAGUAGUUUAGCCUGAGAAUUUCUGGUUUAGAAUAAACUGUUUUGAUAGCAUGGCUUUACAAUGGACAUUAUAACUAUCCCAUGAGCCUUACUGUGUCACUACUUAGGAUGGUAGACAGUGAUGAUGAAGAAGCUACAGAAGGAACCGGAGCGACAAGUCACACACUAUCCUUGACAAGCUUUCUUUUUGGUAAUAUUGACACACACGGCCAACUGGAAGGUGAUGUAUUUGAUGGCGAGUGUAAACGACAAUUGGCAUCCCUGUCCCGUCUAGGUUUGGGUUCACUCCUUCGACAAGUUACUGAUGAUGGUGAAGAUGAUGAUGAAGAUGAUGAUGAUGAUGAUGAUCGUGAAGAAGAGGAAGAAGGAAAUCCAUCUGCCAUAGAUUACUCAGACAUAACUGAAGCUGUUGAAGAUGACACACUUGCUCAACGUGAAGAUGAUGGAGAAGAUUAUGAUGCAGAAGAGGAAGAGAAUGGUGUCAAUAAAUCCGACUCUGAGCUCAUGCCACCGCCGCCCCUUCCACGAACUUCAGAAGCAGGCUCUGUUACACCACCCGGUGACCGCCGUAAGCUUGUAACGCCUUUAGCUGCCAUGCUGCCAUCAAAAUAUACUAAUGUUGAUGUUAGUGAAUUAUUUCCAGACUUUCGAACUGAUGCUGUGUUAAGAUUUUCAAGAUUAUUUGGCCCUGGAAAGAUGGCAAAUUUGCCUAAAUUAUGGAAGGGUGUGAAAAGGAGGAAGAAGAAAAAGAUGCCACCUGGAUCGGAAGAAAAUCGAUAUUCCUCAACUGAUGAGAGCUUCCAGAGUGAAGAGGUGUCUUCGCAAGUAGAUGUACCUCGUGGCUUUGAGCUACACCUUGGACCAGAGCCUCCACCAUAUAUGUGUAUCUCCGAUGACACUAUUCGAUUCAGUCAAACUCAGGAACAGGAUUCCAGUUCAGGUAAUCAGAAAGGGGAUGGUGAUAAGAAUAAUGAUCGUGAUCCCAACAAGCCUCAUGAAACUGACUGGCGAUAUGGUCCAGCUCAACUCUGGUAUGAUAUGCUGGAUGUGCCACUCUCUGGUAGCAACUUCGAUUAUGGAUUCAAAAUAAAAAUCAAGGAUGAGCAUGACUUAACUGAGAAGUCAGAUAUUAAGAAUGAAGAAAUCAAAAUUUUUAAUGCUACUUUGAAAGAAGAGAGGAAUGGAUAUGAGGCAGAUAGUGAAGAAGAGUUCCCAGAUGAUUCAUUCCAUAUGGUUACACAGUACAACUGGGAGGAGGAUAUUAUCUGGAAUGGUGAUGAUAUUAAGCACAAGCUCAAUCAAAAGCGUAAAAACAUGGCCGCAGGCUGGGUGCCAAGCAGUUAUAAUCGCACCGCUCAAGCUUUUAGCCAACCAACCAAAGUUUCUACACCAUUUGCAUCCACCAAAAGUGCUAAAGCUAAAAGCCAGAUGCCGAAAAACAAUGUUGAUGACACUUGGUACUCCAUUUUUCCUGUUGAGAAUGAGGAGUUGGUGUAUGGUCGCUGGGAAGACAAUAUCAUCUGGGACCCAGAGAAUAUGGACAACAUACCUGAACCUACUGUGUUGACUUUGGACCCUAAUGAUGAGAAUAUUAUUCUUGGUAUACCUGAAGAUGUUGAUCCAGCAACUAUAGCCCAAGGUAAUGAUGCUCCAGUGAAAGUCAAGAUACCGCACCCUCAUGUCAAGAAGUCCAAAAUUCUCUUGGGAAAAGCUGGUGUUAUUACUACUAUUGAGGAAGAAUCACCCCCUCCUCCACCAAAAUCUCCAGAUAAAGAUCCAUUUAACAUUUCCAAUGAUGAAUUCUAUCAACCCAAAUCAUCUGAGCAAACCAUUAAGAUGUCCAUGGGUGGAGGCCUUCUUCAGCACUCCACUCCAGUUGUUGAACUUCAGCCACCUUUUGUACCCACGUACAUGGGAGAAAAGAAGCUGCGUCUGUUCCACCGGCCGCCGCUCAAGAGGUAUUCCCAUGGUGCACUGUCAAACAUGGGCCCUCAUCCUGUAUACCCACUGACAAAGGAAAUAAGGAAGAAAGCAAAGCAAAGAGAAAUGGAACGCUUGGCCUCAGGUGGCGGCGAUGUUUUCUUUAUGAGAACACCGGAAGAUCUAACUGGCAAGGAUGGUGAUAUUGUGCUCUUAGAAUACUGCGAAGAGUAUCCACCACUUUUAUCCCAGGUUGGUAUGUCAACAAGAGUCAAGAAUUACUACAAGCGACGAGCAGGAAAUGAUAAAGGGCCCCCAGAAUUCCGCUUCGGUGAGACUGCUUACGCUCACACAUCUCCAUUCCUUGGGGCUAUGCAUCCAGGCCAGAGUAUUCAGACACUGGAAAACAAUAUGUUUAGAGCACCACUCUAUGAACACAAGAGAAUUACAACAGAUUUCCUGAUUAUACGAACUCGAAAUGCCUUUAACAUACGUGAGCUGGAUGGUGUUUUUACAGUGGGCCAAGAAUGUCCAUUAUAUGAAGUCCCAGGCCCAAAUUCCAAAAGAGCCAACAACUUCAUUAGGGACUUUCUGCAGGUGUUUAUCUAUCGCUUGUUUUGGAAAAGCAAAGACAACCCACGAAGAAUAAAAAUGGACGAAAUUAAAAGAGCUUUUCCUGCCCAUUCAGAGAGCUCAAUUCGUAAAAGGCUGAAACCUUGUGCAGAUUUUAAGCGUACAGGUGCUGACAGCAAUUGGUGGGUAAUUAAGCCAGAGUUCCGUUUACCAACUGAAGAGGAAAUCCGUGCUAUGGUAUCACCAGAACAGUGUUGUACUUACUUCAGCAUGUGUGCAGCAGAACAGCGCCUCAAGGAUGCUGGAUAUGGUGAUAAAUUCCUCUCUGCCUUGGAAGAUGAUGAUAAUGAUGAUACACAAAAACUAGAUGAUGAGAUCAAGGUUGCACCAUGGCAUACUACCCGUGCUUAUAUCCAGGCUGUUCGUGGGAAGUGCCUGCUGCAGCUAACUGGCCCUGCUGAUCCAACUGGGUGUGGUGAAGGAUUCUCUUAUAUUCGAAUCCCAAACAAACCAACACAGAAUAAAGAGGAACAAGAGCAGCAGCCAAAACGUACUGUUACAGGAACUGAUGCUGAUCUUCGAAGACUAUCUCUAAUUAAUGCCAAGAACCUUCUGCGACAAUAUGGAGUUCCAGAAGAUGAGAUUGCUAAACUAACAAGAUGGGAGGUGAUAGAUGUAGUGCGAACUUUAUCAACUGAGAAGGCAAAGGCAGGGGAAGAAGGAAUGAACAAGUUUUCCAGAGGAAAUCGCUUCUCUAUUGCUGAACACCAGGAAAGAUACAAAGAGGAAUGUCAGCGUAUAUUUGAUCUCCAGAAUAGGGUUUUAGCAUCUGAAGAGGUUUUAUCUACUGAUGAGGGAUCCUCAGAGGAGGAAGACAAUGACUCAGAUAUGGAGGAAAAAGGAAAAUAUAUUGAAAAUAUCCUUGCUAAUAAGAAGACUACUUCACAGAUGACAUUGGAAAAGGAAGAACAGGAGAGAAAAGAGCUGCAGAAGAUGAUAAUGGGUGAAGAUGACAGGGAUGGUGAUAAGAGAAAAGGAACUAAGAAAGAUGAAGAUGAAAAUUCUCAGUUUGGAUUUGGAACACCAGGUCGCCUUUUAAGAAUAACACGUACUUUCAAGACUCCAGAUGGAAAGGAAUAUACAAGGACAGAAAUUGUCCGAAAAACUGCUGUGAUUGAUACGUACGUCAAGAUACGAACUUCAAAAGACGAAUCAUUUAUUAAAAGUUUUGCUGGUCAGCUUGAUGAGUCUCAGAAGGAAGAGAUGAAGCGAGAGCGGCGACGUCUUCAGGAACAGUUAAGAAGAAUCAAGCGAAACCAAGAACGCCAACAAAAGGGCAUUGUUACCCCACCCAAGACUAAGAAACCUAAGCUAAAGCCUGACUUAAAACUCAAGUGUGGUGCUUGUGGACAGGUGGGUCACAUGCGUACCAAUAAGGCAUGUCCCAUGUAUGCGGGCAAUACUGGUAUCUCACAACCUAUCAGCGUUGCCAUGACUGAAGAGCAAGAGGAGGAGAUGGAGAAGGGUGGCAUUGAAGAGUCAGAGGAGCUAAUUAAUGUUGAUGGCACCAAAAUCAAGCUCUCUUCCAAAGUUAUUAAGCAUGCAGAAGAGCUAAAACGGCGAUCACUAGUGCUCAAGGUUCCAAAAGACCAGGUCAAGAAUGCAAAGCGUAGACGAGCAGGUACAGUAGUUCACUGUGAUUAUCUAAAGAGAAAGGAACGCUCUGUAAAUCGUCGCAGAAUCGACCCGGUCAUUACUCUUUCCACUAUAUUUGAGGAAAUUUUGAAUGACAUGAGGGAAAUGUCAGAUGCUCAGCCUUUCCUUUUCCCAGUUAAUGUUAAGCAAGUACCUGAUUACUAUAACAUUGUAGUUCAUCCUAUGGACUUAUCAACCAUUCGUGAUAAUCUACGUCAGAAGAAGUACCAAAGUCGUGAGGAGUUCCUCUCUGACAUCUCGCAGAUAGUAGAGAACUCAAGACUGUAUAACGGUGUUAAGAGCACUCUAACAGUAACAGCUCAGAAGAUGUUGGAGUUAUGCAUUGACCGAUUUGCUGAGAAGGAAGAGCGACUUAUGAGGCUGGAGAAGGCUAUUAACCCUCUGCUAGAUGAUGAUGACCAGGUUGCAUUUGACUACAUUUUGGACAACAUUGUGAACCACAAGCUCUUCUCAAUGCAAGAAUCUUGGCCAUUUAUGAAACCUGUCAACAAAAAGAAUGUUAAGGAUUAUUAUGAGAUAAUUCAACAUCCAAUGGAUCUUUCUACUAUUGCUAAAAAGGUUAAAAACCACAAAUAUCACAGUCGAGCUGAGUUUAUGCACGACAUGGAGCUGAUUCUAACUAAUAGUAUCAGAUACAAUGGACAAGACUCGUCUUUCUCUCAGAAGGCAGAAGUGUUAAUCCAGGUUUGCAGGGAAAAUUUAGCUGAGUAUGAGACUCAUCUGGAUGGCUUGGAAAAGAAGAUUGCUUUGGCCCAAGAGCGAGCAUUGGAACAGGCUGAGACAGACUCUCUGGGUACGUCGCUUGGUCCAGACGACGAUACUAAUUACACUUAUGCUGAACCUGAACAAGACCAUCCUGAUCACCAUUUAGGCUCUCCAUCUGACCAUCUUUUGGAAUACUCAGGUGAUGAGGAUGAUGAACAUGUUAAUGUAGUUGAUGGUGAUGAGGAUGACAUGAUGCCAGCUGGGAAAAGACGGAGAAUUCAGCAGUCACAAAGGAAUGUUUUGGAGGAAGAUCUUGAAUUCAGUGAUGAUGAAGAAGAUUUUGGAAAUCAGCAUGUGGUGGUGAUACGUGGAGAAAUGGACGGUGGUAUUCUUGAGGAUGGUCAGUAUGUGUCUCAUCAACAAGGUCCUGAUGAGACUCAGGGAGCAGCUGAAGCUAUGGUGCAGCUGUCUGCACAGUAUCCUUAUUAUCAGGGUGAAGGUAGCGAAGGAGAUUAUAACCACGAGGGGUUGACAGGUGAAGGCAGCAUGGAGGUGGAUGCUAGCUACGAUCCUUCAGUAGAGUUCCUUGGUGGUAUGAUGCCAUCACAGUCUCAUGAUGAUGGUACUAUUACUAAUGACUUAGCUGUUUCUGAUUCUGAUGAGGAGGCAGCCCCACAAGCAAGACACCAUGAUGAUAACCAACAACAGGAGGAAGAACAUGACAGAAAUGCAUUAUGGUUCUAAAUACAGGCUCUUUUUUUUUUUUUUUUGUCAUUUAUGAUGUUAGUAACAGGCACCCUUAUUGCUAACAUUAUUAUCUAUGUACAGUAUUUUGUACAGUAUUGCUUUAUAUUUGAUAUUUUUUGUAGAAGACAUUUAGAAAAAUAUUUUUAUAACAUUAAAUUUAUUUGAUAAAUAAAAUUUACAUGUAGGUUAACUGUGAAUUAAGCAGUUUGUAGCAGCCAGAAAAUAGUAAUUUUAAAACAUUUUUAUUUCUUAGACUAUUGUACAUUAAAUUUUUGACUCUUAGUACAUUAGACCAGUACCUUACAGUAGGGAAGUUAUUAAGGGGACAAGAGCUAGAGGCAAACAUAGAAACAUUACUGAAAGCUAUUUAAAAUAGACCUAGUUGUAUUUAUUUUUUAAAGAUAACUUGAAUGCUUAUGUCUCACUAUAAGUUAUUGAAUAGACAAUUACAAGCAUUUUGUGUACAUAAGGAAUAUUUAAAGUUAAACAAGCAUUGCUAAAGAUUGUAAAUAGAAUGGAAGUUUUAGCAUAUAAUAUGUAAAAGUUUGCUUAUGAAAAUUGUUAAAUUUUGAAAACAAACUUGAAGUAAUACAGAAAACGUCUUUAAACACAGCUUGAGGCCUUCACAAGCCAUAAGACUACUUUUCCCUGUAAUAUUUCUGGGUUUGGUGGGCAUCAAAUGAAUACAGGUGAAUUGGAGUGUAUUUAUGUAUUUUCUUAUCAAUUUUCACAACUAAUAGAGGCAUGAGAGAAGAUUUCUUUGUGUAUCUGUUAUAAUUAGCACAAGCAGUGUCAUUCUGAAAGAUCAGAAGAUCCUGCUAUUGCAUGUACACACAGACACCACAACAUCCUGCUAUUACAUGUACACACAAAUGCCACAGGACUCUAGUAGCACAAUGUUGAACGCUCAUUUUAAAUACGUAUUUUCAGGUUUAACUUCAAAGAAGAAGUAUUUUUGAUUGGUUCAAAAGUUUGCAUGACAAAGCAAAAUAUUCAGUGAACAUACUUGAUUUUCUGAAAAAGCCUUUGUAAUAUGCAUUAUAUUCAUAUUUACAAAAUUAAAAAUUACAGUAGA
Molecule: messenger RNA, 6756 nt
Organism: Cherax quadricarinatus
Lineage: Eukaryota; Metazoa; Arthropoda; Malacostraca; Decapoda; Parastacidae
Source: RefSeq, a predicted model, not a curated record